CGAACUUCCAUCGCUGGUCACUCGCUGGCCGCAUGCUGAGCCGUUCGCGUAUGUCCUGUGCGCGUUCCCGGUUUGGAGAGGUCCGUGCCAUGUCCACCCGCCUAGGGGAAAAGGUGCUUUGUUUCUCAGAGCUAUAAUUCAAGAAAACUGACUAAAUGUAUCGAUGAGCGAUCAGCCAUAAAGGCCAAGCCCAGACAACCAGAACCCUGGUCUGAUCAGAACCCCUUUCUCUCCCCCUGUUGCCGACUCCCGACGCCCUGGGACCCGUCGUCGCCAUGGAGACGGUGGUGAUCGUGGCCAUUGGGGUGCUGGCCACCAUCUUCCUGGCCUCCUUCAUUGCCCUGGUGGUGGUGUGUCGACACCGCUACUGCCACCCCCACCACCUGCUGCACCACUUCAACUCCAAGUCCAAUGGACUGACCUGCUGGUUUGAAGCUAUAAAUCUAUGGAUUGAACAGAGCGACUUCACAGCACUAAGACCCAAUGUUGACCUGAUCGGUGCCAUGGAAACCCAGAGUGAGCCGUCUGAGCUGGAGCUGGACGACGUGGUCAUCACCAACCCUCACAUCGAGGCCAUCCUGGAGAACGAGGACUGGAUCGAGGACGCCUCUGGCUUGGUUUCGCAUUGUAUAUCCAUCUUAAAGAUCUGCCACACCCUGACUGAAAAGCUGGUUGCCAUGACAAUGGGCUCAGGCGCUAAGGUGAAAGCCCCAGCCAGCCUCAGUGACAUCAUCACUGUGGCUAAACGCAUCAGUCCGAGGGUGGAUGAUGUUGUGCGAUCUAUGUACCCUCCACUGGACCCCAUACUCCUGGAUGCCAGGGCCACCGCCCUCCUUCUGUCAGUCAGUCACCUGGUGCUGGUGACCCGCAACGCCUGUCACAUGUCUGGCAGUAUGGACUGGAUCGACCAAUCUCUGCACGCCGCUGAGGAUCACAUGGUGGUGCUGCGGGAGGCGGCGCUAGCGUCCGAACCGGAACGGAGUCUACCUGGAAUAGACGUGCAGAGAGAGCAGGCCAUCUAGAACACACAGACACACACUCCUUCUAUAUACAUUAUACACAUCUCGGGCACAUUCUCACACGUACACAAUGCUUGAUAAACACACAAUAAGAAAACUCAACACAUUCCCACUUUCCCGCUGCCGUUCUGUGCUGAUUUACAUAGAUGGGUUGUCAGAUAAUAGAAUAGAGCUGGUUUUAGAAACCGACAGGUGCCAGAUCCUUGUGCUAUUUUCCUCUUGAUCCUUUCACUUUUAUCAUGUUUCUGGUUUUGUAUAUAGUUAUGUAUAACCAUAAUGCAUGUUAUGAUUAGGAUCUAUAUAGGUUUUAUGUUACACUCUCAGAUUCAUAUUGUCUUGUAAGUAAAGUGCAGAGCUCACUGAGAUAGGCUUGUGUGUAGUUGUUGCCAUGGACGACUGGCCCCUUGAUAUUCAUUCCUGAGUGUCUUCCAUCUCCCAGUGGUGAGCUGUAAUCCGCCCCGUUAGGAGUGCACAGUCACAUGGAAGCUUAAAUUUAGUCAACUAAUCCAUGUGGGGGGAAAACCCUGGACACCCAAUAGGACCAAAGGCAGGGGAAAUACAUGCACACCUACUCAGAGCAAUACACGCUUACUCAGAGCAAUACACGCUUACUCAGAGCAAUACACGCUUACUCAGAGCAAUACACGCUUACUCAGAGCAAUACACGCUUACUCAGAGCAAUACACUCUUACUCAGAGCAAUACACUCUUACUCAGAGCAAUACACUCUUACUCAGAGCAAUACACUCUUACUCAGAGCAAUACACUCUUAGUCAGAGCAAUACACUCUUAGUCAGAACAAUACACUCUUACGUAGAGAAAUGCACGCUUAGUCAGAGCAAUACUCUUACUCAGAGCAAUACACUCUUACUCAGAGCAAUACAUGCUUACUCAGAGCAAUACACUCUUACUCAGAGCAAUACACUCUUGCUUAGAGAAAUACACUCUUGCUUAGAGAAAUACACUCUUACUCAGAGCAAUUCAAGCUUACUCAGAGCAAUACAUGCUUACUCAGAGCAAUACACACCUACUCAGAACAAUACACUCUUACUCAGAGCAAUACACUUAGAGAAAUACACAACUACUCAGAGCAAUACACUCUUACUCAGAACAAUACACUCUUACUCAGAGCAAAACACUCUUACUCAGAACAAUAGUCUUACUUAGAGAAAUACAGUCUUACUCAGAGAAAUACACUCUUACUCAGAACAAUACACUCUUACUCAGAGCAAAACACUCUUACUCAGAACAAUACACUCUUACUCAGAACAAUACACUCUUACUUAGAGAAAUACAGUCUUACUCAGAGAAAUACACUCUUACUCAGAACAAAACGCUGCUAUUUUUUUUUUUUUAGAACCAGGAGUCAAGACAAGACUCCGUACCAGCUGAAGGUGUUGGACGGCUUUAUGCAGGUCCCUGUUGUGUUUGUUGGGCGGAUGAACGAUUUAAUUGGCUGUUAUCGUAAAGGGAGGGUCAAAUGUGUGUGUAUGGGGGAAGGUUUCUUUGUGAGCCGUGUCAAAUGAGGUGGAGGUGAAUUUGCGUGCCUUGUGCUGACCGGUGGUGCGAUGUUAUCGGAGCAUGGCUAGCUGCCUCUCCAUGCAUGCCUAAUACCUUAGCUAGAACUGAAACCCAAGAACAGUAAUCGCAGCAUAACCCAGCUUUACACACACACACUGUCCAGCCCUAACACAGCUCACAGAGCUGCAAACACUGCACCACACACUCGAGCUUACGGAGCAACUGUAACAGAGCUCACACACUGCUAACCUAAGGAGCAACUGUACACAGUGAUACACACACUUACGCAAAGAGACCGCGUCGAUACUGUAAAUACACACAUAAGACUUUAUGGGCAAAAGCUUAGAGACAAAUCAGGCGUUUUUUUUCACAUGGUCUUUCUGAGAAGACAUGCCUUUUGUGCCUUGUUCCUUCUUAUAAUUCAAGCUCUGAAAUUCAGCCUACGAGAAGACUGCCAGUAUAACUGCAGCCUACAUCAGAUAAGCAGAGCUCUGUGAUGGAACGAUAUUGAUUAAGAUGAAACAUGAAGAAAGUGGCCACUCCUUUUAUUUUCCUGGUUUCCGUCGUUUAUUACAAUAGAUUGUUGUUGUUGUUGUAUGUAAGCAUGUUUCGUGAUGUUUCCUUACCCCUCCUCUUUUUUCAACUUUCUCUUUAUAUCCUCCAUUGAUUUGUACAGGUAAAUUAAAGUUUCAUAGGAAAAUG
Oncorhynchus tshawytscha (Chinook salmon) is the source of this 3241-nucleotide messenger RNA. Its product is annotated as transmembrane protein 98. Gene Ontology annotation, cellular component: endoplasmic reticulum. Bases 276 to 1022 code for a protein of 248 amino acids. The transcript has 8 exons. The record is from RefSeq and is a predicted model, not a curated record. NCBI's taxonomy places the organism in Eukaryota, Metazoa, Chordata, Actinopteri, Salmoniformes, Salmonidae.